UAUCAACUAAUGAACGAGGAAAACAUGGGAAAAGCUUAAAUCUUGUUAAAUUUUGGGCUGCUAUUUUCGGUUCUAAGCUCAGGACUAGCUGCUGUCAUAAAUGCUAAGGGAUUACUAAUAAAACAAAUGUUGAUCUCAAAGAUGUUGGAGAAUAUAUGAAAUCGAAAAUGCAAUGCAUGAAUUUGGCACCUUUUCGCAAAGAUUUCCAGAAAUUUGAAAUGGAUCAAGACACCUGGAGUGCUAAAGGCAACGUUAGCAAUUUAAUGCUGGAAGGUCUCAAUAAAUUCGAUAUUAUUGACUUGACUUGGAAUACUACUAAUAACCAGUUUAAAUUUGAGUUUAAUUUUCCCAAACUUAAAAUUUUAAGUUCGUAUAAGAUAAAUGGCGUCUACAACAAAACUGCUACACCGAAAACAAUCUUUGGUAAUGGUCUUUUCCGUUUAGAACUUAUCGAUCUUAAUAUAAAAGGCAAUUUCAUAUUGGUACCAGUGCUAGAGGGCAAGCUUUAACUGUAGCCAAUUUUACCACCAAAAUGAAGCUAAAAGAAUCCCAUUCUACAAGUACUGGUUUUAUGAAUAGUAGCAAAGCAACGGAAGUAGUAUUAAUUAUUCGGUAGAGGAAAAUUGUUAAUUUAUUAAUUGUUGAACAGCAAUUCAGUAACUUACUAAAGUCGGCUGUGGAAUUAACUACGAAAAACGGGCCUAUUAACGCAACUCUGUCAGACUUGAAAUCUUAUGUAGAAUUUGUAAAGACAAAGACAGUGCCAAAAGAACAAUUGUGUAAUACUAAUGGAAAUGACAAUAAAACUGGAGUUCUAUGGCAACAGAACUGGAGUUCUAGCAUAAAUAUGGACAAAGAAAGAGACCAAAAAACAACUCAAAAUACUUAGUAAUUUUAUUAAAUAAUCUGGAUGUUUAAAAUCUAUAUAA
This is a messenger RNA of Lucilia sericata (common green bottle fly), 929 nucleotides long. RefSeq lists its product as uncharacterized. The transcript is spliced from 2 exons. Lineage: Eukaryota; Metazoa; Arthropoda; Insecta; Diptera; Calliphoridae. The record is from RefSeq and is a predicted model, not a curated record. The coding region runs from base 156 to 509 and encodes 117 amino acids.